GGCAUCCUACUGGUGUUCAUUAAAAAAAAGAAGGGAGGCUUUCCUGUUGAAGUGAACACAUCAUCUUCAAAUCAUAAGUGGAAAAAAACAGGCUCCAGAGCUGCUGUUCGCGGAAGAGAGACACGGGUCCCGAGUUUUAAGCCAUCUCAUCCUAACCGACCGGAGCGGCUUGAUGCUGCGUCACCGCCGAGACGUUUGAGAGCCGCUGCCGGGUGUGGGGCCACUGAGAGUGGGGGGGAAAUAUGCCUUCUUUCUCAUGGAGGGUUUGGCCUGCACUCGUGGGGCUGUUUUUCCCCCACGCCGUAGCUGCCGAGGAGCCGUCGUUGCUGGACGGCUGGCACGAUGUCUGGUUCCUCCGUUUCCUCGUCAACAUGCUGGGAUACGCCACCAUCAUUGUCCCGGGAUAUUUCCUCAUUAGCUACUUCAAACGCUCCAAUUACCUGGACAGAGGUAGCGGGCUUUGCUAUCCUGCCAUAAAGGCCUGCGUGUUUGGCGGCGAGGACAAGAGCGGACUGUUGGACGACGUGUCCCUGUCGAGCAGGAACGAGCCUGAUUCGGGCUCGUCGCUCAAACAGGCCUUAAGGUUGAUCUUUUGUGCAGCCGGACUUCAGGUGUCAUAUCUGACAUGGGGCGUCCUCCAGGAGAGAGUGAUGACUCGCUCCUACGGAGCCGCGUCUCCGGACCAGGAGGGCGAGAAGUUCAAGGAUUCCCAGUUUUUGGUCUUCAUGAACCGCAUCCUCGCGCUGACCGUGUCCGGACUCUGGUGCGUGCUGUUCAAGCAGCCUCGCCACGGCGCGCCCAUGUACAAGUACUCUUUCGCGUCGCUCUCCAACAUCAUGAGCAGCUGGUGCCAGUACGAGGCGCUCAAGUUCAUCAGCUUCCCCACUCAAGUCCUGGCCAAGGCCUCCAAGGUGAUUCCCGUCAUGCUCAUGGGGAAGAUCGUGUCGCGUAAAAGCUACGAGUACUGGGAGUACUUCACCGCCGCGCUGAUAUCCGUCGGCGUCAGCAUGUUCCUGCUGUCCAGCUCCGCCGGCAAGCACCCGUCCACCGUCACCACGUUCAGCGGCGUCGUCAUCCUCGUCGGCUACAUCGUCUUCGACAGCUUCACGUCCAACUGGCAGGACAACCUCUUCAAGUACAAGAUGUCGUCCGUGCAGAUGAUGUUCGGGGUCAACCUGUUCUCCUGCCUCUUCACCGUCGGCUCGCUGCUCGAGCAGGGCGCCUUCUUCGAGUCGCUGUCCUUCAUGGCGCGCCACUCGGAGUUCGCCUUCCACGCCGUGCUGCUGUCCGUGUGCUCGGCGUGCGGCCAGCUCUUCAUCUUCUACACCAUCAACCAGUUCGGCGCCGCCGUCUUCACCAUCAUCAUGACGCUGCGGCAGGCCUUCGCCAUCCUCCUCUCCUGUUUCCUCUACGGCCACGCCGUCACCGUCGUCGGGGGCUUCGGCAUCGCCGUGGUUUUCCUGGCGCUCUUCCUGCGGGUGUACGCCCGCAGCCGCGUGAAGUCGAGCCGGCAGUCGGCGCCGCCGCAGAAGGUGUAAAGCGCCGCAAAAAUGUCGCGCCAAACUGGGAAAGUUUGACCACGUUUUCUGUGGUGCUAUUUGUUUUUUUUUUAAGUUUUUCCUUAGUUUCUUUUUGUUGACAACGGUACAAAAAAAAAGGGAUGCUGCAGUUUUCACCGUCACCGACGCCACCAAGGGGUCAACACAACAGUCAGAGGCUCUUAGUGCCUAUAUGAUUGUCUUAAGUUUUAAACUACAAACUGCCUCUAAAGCUCUUCCUCUGUUUAACUGUAUGUUUUUGUUGUGUGUGUUUUUUUUGUUUUUUUUUGUUACUUUUAACCACCGUAUGUGGCUUUUGCAGCCAAUUUAAGGUAACAGUAUGGCUCUGCAGUAAAACGCUAUCCAAUGUCCAAAAAAAACAAUAAACAAGGUUGGCCGGCUCCU
Fundulus heteroclitus (mummichog) is the source of this 1943-nucleotide messenger RNA. RefSeq names its product solute carrier family 35 member B2 (gene slc35b2). Gene Ontology annotation, biological process: transmembrane transport. Bases 243 to 1538 code for a protein of 431 amino acids. Gene Ontology annotation, molecular function: 3'-phosphoadenosine 5'-phosphosulfate transmembrane transporter activity. Gene Ontology annotation, cellular component: Golgi membrane; endoplasmic reticulum membrane. The record is from RefSeq and is a predicted model, not a curated record. Lineage: Eukaryota; Metazoa; Chordata; Actinopteri; Cyprinodontiformes; Fundulidae. The transcript is spliced from 4 exons.